Molecule: messenger RNA, 1551 nt
Organism: Haliotis rufescens (red abalone)
Lineage: Eukaryota; Metazoa; Mollusca; Gastropoda; Lepetellida; Haliotidae
Product: aurora kinase C-like
Exons: 2
Coding region: 55-1173 (372 amino acids)
Biological process (GO): mitotic DNA damage checkpoint signaling; protein phosphorylation
Cellular component (GO): nucleus; cytoplasm
Molecular function (GO): protein serine/threonine kinase activity; ATP binding
Source: RefSeq, a predicted model, not a curated record
GUCUCAUCGACAGAAGCGGGCGUCUUUGCUAUCUGAGGACGUGUCUCUGUAGAUAUGGCGAGCUUACUUCACCUGAAAACCUUCUCCAACUGUUCCAUGAACUUGGCCUUCGCAAGUUCUUCUGCAUCCAUCUCAGGGCCACACAAUGCUGCUGCUGAACUUUGGAGAGAACAUCUCCAGACAUCUGACACGGCCAGGACCAGUGCCACCCCCAACACCACGUACAACACACGGGGGUCGGCUGCCGACAUCGGAACGUCAACCGGUGCCGGGUCCCAACCAACUGCUCCCACAGAUCCACCAACACUCGUUGGUCAAACCAUCAAUGGCUACUACUUCGAGGGGGUCAUCGAGUUGGGUGGGUGUGCUAGGGUAUACAGGGUGAGGAAGGACGGGGUUCUUUACGCCGCCAAGGUCUCCCUACACACGGCCACUGAUGACAGCUUCGCAGUUCGCACCUGGGUUAACGAGUAUGCAGUUUUAAGAUCCAUUGAUCAUGAAAACAUCAUUAAGGCAUACGACCUGUUCCGGUACAAUAUGAAGAUGUUCAUGAUCAUGGAGUACUUUGAGGGAUAUGACAUGGUAUAUUUUAUCAGCAAAUUCAGUGUGAAAUGGAGACAGGAGAACCUGAAGCCGAUUGCCAAGCAGAUUAUGGCAGGUUUAAAUCACUUGCACAACAACAACAUCGUGCACAGGGACAUCAAGCCAGAAAACAUCCUGAUCGGAUCUGGGAAUGAGGUGAAAAUAAUCGACUUCGGCGGAGCGAUACGACUGGAGCAGCAGCAAACGCCUGAGGAUAGGCACGUGACAUGCUCCACGUCCUACUUCGCCCCACCGGAAAUGCACAGAGGAGAUGUCCGUGCCACCUCUAACGCUUGGAUAAAAUCCUUCGACAUGUGGAGCACUGGUGUCACUCUUUAUACGGCCUUAGCUGGGCAGUACCCGUUUCCUUUGGGGUCGGAUCGAAAGAUAACAUCUUCCGUUUUUGACCAGGGGCCAGACUUUGGUGUACUAGGACAAAUAGACACCAAACUUCUAUCCCUUAUGAAAAGGUGCCUGGACACCAACCCUGAAAGGCGCAUCACGGCCAAGCGUGCCAUGCACCACAGGUACUUCUGGAGAGGGGCUCUGGAUGUCAUUUCGUAUGCUUUGUUUCAGUGUUUUGGGAAAUAGGUUUAUAGUUACAGAAACGAUUAGCCCAGAUACCUUUAUAUCCCAGGAUCCGCUGGUCGUGGGUUCAAAUCCCAGACAGGCCCCGAUUAUGAUCCUUGGUCUGUCAGCACCAUGUCCGUGUGAGACGGGUUCUACCAAAGUGGUGAACGUCUGUGACCAGCGUCACAUUGGGUUUCCUCUCACAUCAAGCUGACGCGCCGUCAUGUAACUGAAAUACUGUUUAGUGGCGUUAAAUUAACCGACCAGCCCACUCACUCCUUCCUUCAUAUCCGGGGUCCUCGUAAAGAUUCGGUAAGGACUGGUCACCUAGGCGCGCCAGAAACCUGUGAUGAUGAGGUUUGAAAUCCCUGUUCGCCCUGAUGGUGUUUCUAGGUUUGU